Messenger RNA from Glycine soja, 1572 nucleotides. Its product is annotated as RPM1-interacting protein 4-like. The coding region runs from base 381 to 1121 and encodes 246 amino acids. The record is from RefSeq and is a predicted model, not a curated record. Lineage: Eukaryota; Viridiplantae; Streptophyta; Magnoliopsida; Fabales; Fabaceae. The transcript is spliced from 4 exons.
AUAGAAACAGGAUCGGAGGCAGAGUAUUUUCAUAUAUUACUUUGAAAAAAUCUUAAUGCUGUGUGUGGACGACUUUGUGAGACAGAGAGAGAUUUUGAAACAGAAGAAAAAACAGAGAAAAAUUACAUACAGGAAAAAUAAUAGUCAAACAUUACCGGUGGCGCCGGUCAACGGUUGAUAAACCUCUCUCUCUAAAGCUCUUCUCUCCUUCUCUCUCUUGCUUGGUCUUUGAAUUCUGUGGAGGAGCAGCUUCUUGGGUUGGGUUCUCUGAGUUUUUUUACCUCUUCUUGGUUUGAUCCAGAAAGGCUUAUUUUUCUUUGUUCUGAGGAAAAAAAUUCUGCUUUUCAAUUUCUGGGUUUUCAAGCUUCGUGUAGAAGGAAAUGGCACAACGUUCUCAUGUACCCAAAUUUGGCAAUUGGGAUAGUGGAGAGAAUGUUCCUUAUACAGCAUAUUUUGACAAGGCACGGAAAGGUCGAACUGGCACAAGGAUAAUAAAUCCAAAUGACCCCGAGGAAAAUGCUGAUUUAAGUUUUGAUAAUCCAUCAUCUGAUAACCUACCUCCUACCAGACCUAGAACUAAUUCAGAGGAUCAAUCCGGAAAAGGAUCACUGCAUUUGGAAGAUGAUCCCAAGAAUUUUAUCGAAUCUCCAGCUCGUCAUGACAAUGUAAGCAGUAGGAGUGGCAGUAGAAGCCAUGGAGUAGGUUCUGCUGAUAACCGUAGAAGACAUUCAACGCAAAGUACUGGGUCUGAGUACAGCAUUGAACGUUCACCGCUUCAUCGCCAGGCUAGAGCCCCAGGCAGAGACAGUCCCCAGUGGGAACCAAAGAAUUCAUAUGACAGCAGUCAGGGAACACCAGGAAGGUCUCGGUUAAGACCGGCUAAUCGAGGAGAUGAAACACCAGAUAAAGGUGCAGCUGUUCCAAAGUUUGGUGACUGGGAUGUGAAUAACCCUGCAUCAGCAGAUGGCUUUACUCACAUUUUCAACAAAGUGAGGGAGGAGAGACAAGGCGGGCCAGGACAAGUGCCAGGAACGCCUAAUGAGAGACCACAACCUAUUAAUGGCCUAUCUAAUGAUGACAAAGUCCAGUGUUGCUGCUUUGCGUGGGGUGGGAAAAAAUGAUUUCUUGGAUUGGAAGUCUGAAUGAUAAUAUUCUGAACAGAAAUGAUGGUAAAGAUAAUGUUGUGAAUGGUCAUGAGGUGUGUGUAGCUCUUGUAAAUAUCCAAGGCUCUCUCUCUGGUCGGGAAGACAUCGUUGAAGCAAAUGUAUCGCAACUACUCUGCCGUUUCUUCUCCCUUUUGUUUUUCUUUCUAAUAUAACCAAAGAUUCUAUGCGUGCAAGAUUGUGAUUUUUCUUUGUAUUUUCUUCUUUUUGAGCCUUCUGUUGUGUUACUGUUAUGCUUUACAAUUCAAAUUAACUGUAUGUACCUGAGAUAUAGAGGGAGAGUGGUUAUAUAAUUCUUUUCCAAUGAAUUGGUGGGUUGUGAAUCGAGGUCUAUUGUGUUCAUGUUGGUGUUGAACUUCUCUAGUUUAACUGGGAAUGAUCUGGUAGCAAAUUGUUUCAAAAAGUGAUA